AUGAAUACUAGAGCUUCAAAGAAACAGAGUUUACCUUUACAUAUUCCUCCAGGUAUGAAACAUAAGAUAGUUUAAUGGACAUGCUAAGCUAUUUUAUCUAUAUUUUAAAUUAUUCAUUUAUUAUUUAGAAACAAGAACAAAGUAAGAAGAGCUAAUUGGUGAACCAGUUAUUACAAAAGUAAAUAUAGAUAAUGAGGAAUCUAAUAACAAGAUUACAAGUUUGAAUUUUCGCUACAAUUAAGGCAUUAAAAAACUAUAAAUUACCAAAACAUAUCCUAAUGAGAAAAGUGGUAAUUGUAUUAAAAUAUGUCAGGUUUUAAAGCUCAUAAAACUAGGAAUAAACCAAUAGUCUUGAAUUUAUUAAAUUGUUUAAAAUAAGGUGUUGAUGGUAAACUAUAUGAUGUUAUGGAUGUCAAUACUUAUAUUUAAUUUAUGAAUGACUAAUAACAAUCAUAAAACAUUCCUAAAUCUUUAAAGUGUAAAUGUAAUAAAUCUAUGUGCUUAAAACAAUAUUGUGACUGUUUUGCAAAUGGAAAUAUGUGUACUACAUAAUGUCAAUGCCAGGGAUGUCAUAAUACUGAAGAGUAUUUAGAGGAGAGAGAUGAAGCAAUAAAUAAAUUGAAAAUGUAAAAUUAAUCAAUUGAAGUAUUUAAUAAAUAAUAAUUAAAAGAAAGAAGUACCUAUUGGAAUUAGUUGUAAAUGUAAAAAAUCAAAAUGCUUAAAACGUUAUUGUGAUUGUUUUCAGAAUAAUUAGAAAUGCAAUGAAACUUGUUAAUGCUUUAAUUGCUCAAAUUAAUUGGAAAAAGUAGAAUAGGGGGAUUAAAGAUUAAUGAUGAAUUCUAUAUCAUAAUUUGAUGAAAAUAGUAGAUUGGCAAAAUCACCCAUAGUUUAUAAUAGAUAAGGGCUUUUUAAAAGAGCUGAUAGUAUGAACUAUUCAAAUUCCUUUGGUUAUUCUAGAAGUAUAUAAAAUAAUAAUUAUAAAUUAAUAAAGGAAUGCUAAUACAACAUGAAGGACCAUAUUUUUUAAAGUAAGACUCAUAAGGAUUUAAUUGAAUAACAUAAUAACUGUAAUUAUAAUUCAAUUUUGUAAAUUGUAUCAUGGAAGACUCUUUCUGAUGUUCUCUAGUGUUUAUGUAAUAUGAUUGACAGAAGUAGUGAGCUAAAGAAUAAUUAACGAAUUGAUACUUGUUCAGCAGUACUUUUGAUUCCAUUUAUUUAAGCUUCCAAUUAAUUGAGUUUUUCUGGUACAGCUUUAAGAGUAACAGCAUUUCUUUGUAUAGCAGCAAAAUCAUCUUCAAUUUAUUGCAUUUGAGGAACUUAACAUUAA
Paramecium primaurelia is the source of this 1327-nucleotide messenger RNA. The record is from the annotation of a GenBank genome assembly. NCBI's taxonomy places the organism in Eukaryota, Ciliophora, Oligohymenophorea, Peniculida, Parameciidae.